Messenger RNA from Corylus avellana, 1026 nucleotides. Its product is annotated as PLASMODESMATA CALLOSE-BINDING PROTEIN 5. NCBI's taxonomy places the organism in Eukaryota, Viridiplantae, Streptophyta, Magnoliopsida, Fagales, Betulaceae. The record is from RefSeq and is a predicted model, not a curated record.
UCUCAGUACAGCUAGUUGCCUUCAUAUUCCCACGCUCCCACUCUUCCACAAAGCAACAGUAACGGUCACUUUUCGAUCUUCCCCAUAAAUCCCACAUACACUCCAGACGGCUACAUUUCUUUUCUCUCUCUCUCUGUCGCUGCCUAGAGCCCUCUGUUUUUCUGUGUGUGGAAAAAUGGCGAAGAGCUUUGGCUUCUUCUUCAUCUCUCUCUUCUUCACGCUCCCACUCUCGCGCGCCUCGGUGCCGGCGUCGAGGGCCCAGAAAGGCGUCGUGGGGACGGAGCUCUGGUGCGUGGCGAAGAACAACGCGGACGACGCGGCUCUGCAGUCCGCUCUGGACUGGGCCUGCGGGCCCGGGGCCACCGACUGCGGCCCAAUCCAGCAAGGCGGUCCCUGCUACGAUCCCACCGACAUCCAGUCUACGGCGUCGUUUGCCUUCAACGACUACUACUUGAAGCACGGCAUGACCGACGACAGUUGCUUCUUCGACAACACUGCCGCUCUCACUUCUUUGAACCCUAGUCAUGAUAAUUGCAAAUUCCCAUCCAGCAUGUUGGCGAGCAACGGAAGCUUUUCUGGAUCAUCAACAGGAGCGGGAAUGGUGCCAAGUGAAGACAUAAACGGCUGCACUGGGAAUGCUCAGCUAUGGUUUUGGACUCUAAUUAUUGCUCAAAUGUUUAUUAUAAUUACACACAUUAUUUCACAACGGUAGACUAGAGAGAGUAGCUGGUUUAUCAUCCUCUUUUCCCUUUCAAAAAAAGCGAAUGCUUUUUUUGAUGAUGAGAUAGCUGCAAUGCAUAUUUUAGGAACUGAAAAUGUAUUGUAUCUGUGGUUAGAAGACUCUAAUAUAAUAUUAGUAUGCAUAUUUUUGUAGUGGCCAGUUGGGACAUUUCCAACGGAUCAAAAUUCUUGAGCAGAACCCUCCCUUUUAUCACAAUUUGUCAUAUAUUUUCAUUUUCUACUUAGAACGUGGAUAUCUUUUUAAGUGCUGUUGCUUUGAUAAUAAUCCCUCCCUGGCUUGCCUCA